This is a messenger RNA of Nothoprocta perdicaria, 1792 nucleotides long. It is a transcript of the gene MYCT1, whose product is annotated as MYC target 1. The record is from RefSeq and is a predicted model, not a curated record. Gene Ontology annotation, cellular component: nucleoplasm. Lineage: Eukaryota; Metazoa; Chordata; Aves; Tinamiformes; Tinamidae. The transcript is spliced from 2 exons. The coding region runs from base 58 to 642 and encodes 194 amino acids.
UUCAGAAUCCAUUGCUCCACUGUGGACAUACCAUUUUAUAUUUAUCAUUUGGAUGUUAUGGAUAAAAACAGUACCUACUCUCCGAUCACAUGGCCACCAAAGUUUUGGGAGCAGAUAACAAUAGCCUUCACAGUGUCCAUGGUGGUUGGCCUGGCGAUUGGAGGGAUCAUCUGGGCUUUGCUUACUUGCUUGUCCCGUCGCCGGGCUAGUGCCCACAUAUCCCAGGGGAACUCGUCCUCCUACAGCCGCCGGUCCAGACCGCCCUCCCACGGCCACACUGGCAGCAGGACUGGAUUUUAUCGCAACAGCAGCUGUGAGCGUCGGAGCAACCUCAGCUUGGCCAGCCUCACCUUCCAGCGACAAGCAUCCCUGGAGCAAGCCAACUCCUUCCCCCGCAAGUCAAGCUUCCGUGCAUCCACCUUCCACCCCUUCCUCCAAAGUCCUCCCCUGCCAGUGGAAACGAACAGCCAGCUGAUCACCCUGACCCCCACAAGUACCACCACAACCCUCGUGGGAAGCACCACCAACAGCUUAAGUCGGCCCGAGUUCCACUGGUCCAACAACAGCCUCCGUAUCUGCCACUCUACUCAGACCCCUCCUCCUGCCUAUGAAACCAUCAUAAAAGCAUUCCCAGACUCAUGAAAUAGCUUCUUGAUAUGGACACACUCUUGAGUUUUAAGAGAAACCUCAAUCAUCUGUAACAUUUUCUGUUUGUGCUGAGGAUCUCUGAGAAGUCUCCUGAGUGGUGGUGACACAUUGCAGAGGGGACGCACAUUGCUAAGGAGUGGCUAACACUGAUUUUUAGAGCACAGUAUUCCACUGGCCAAGGAAUCACGUCUUCCAUGCCACCAGCUGCAAUAUACUGAUCUGCGACAAACAUGUAUUUAUACUACUGUAUCUUUAAUCAUAACCUUUGUAUCUUUUAGUUUAGAGCAAAGAAAAUGCUGCCACAUGAGAAACUGAUCAUUUCCUGAAGACACAGAUCAUGUUAGGAAUUACUGAUACAUGCAUUUCUGCAAAUUUCACUAUUUGUUUCUUUUCUUUAAUGAAAGAAGUUGUGAUUUUAUAUAUUUCUCCCAAGAUUGUUAGAUUCUCAGUGAAUACAUACCUUUAUCCUCAUUCUUCCUACAGUCACAGAACAACAACUUCUAUCUGAUUUAAUGUCACAGACCUGUUAAUGGUCAUAGGCAUCUUGUUUUGCUGAUUAUUCAGGAUCUUAAAAUAUGUCAGGCUUGUUUGUAUGACAUUUCCUACAGUAUGGGAAAUAUGUUGAAGAGGAAAACAUGCAAAAUGCAUGGUCACAAUUAUAAAGAUUUUUUAGUCUGCAACCAGCAGAAGAGUUAGUCCCAUUUUAAUGCCUAAUAAGGCUGUAUGAAAGCAGAACUCCUGAUGUUUCAUUUUUUUCUAGUUCUGGUGAUGAAGAUAAGCUGCAUGAAUGACAACCAUUUUUAAUUGUUUCCUGUUUUGCUAUGGAUUUACUCAUUCCCUUACUUCAAACUGUAUUUCUUCAAAUUGUUCCUAUGUUUAAUGCUUCCGGGCAAAUUAUUCACUGACAUCCUGUGUUUCACUAACUCUAAAUUUCAGACAGCUAUGACUGAAUACUGGUGUUGUACAGUUACUUGGAAUAUGAAGAAAAAGAUGUAGUAUUCAGCUGAAGCUAAAAUAUCUCCUUGACUAUUCUACAUGCACAUUAUGUCAAGCUAAGCCUCGGUUUAGUGAAGACUAAUUACACAGAUAUGAGAAAUUAAGGAUUUGGAAACAGUGCAGACAAACUAGGUAUGACAUAAGUCCU